Prorocentrum cordatum is the source of this 1349-nucleotide messenger RNA. The record is from the annotation of a GenBank genome assembly. Lineage: Eukaryota; Dinophyceae; Prorocentrales; Prorocentraceae.
AUGCUCACGAGUUUCACGGAGGCGGCGUUCUUCUUGCGAUUCGCCGGGGACUGGGACCAAGUGGCCCCGAGCGAGUCGCACGACUUGUCGGGGCACGUGUACAACGGGACAUUGAUCAAUCUAGACGAGGCGCACCGCUUCCUCAAGAUGGUCGGCCUCAUCCCCGCGCAGAGCACAAAGGGCGGGCAGCGUGCGAAUGAUGGGCCCACCAGACUGACCUGGCAGGGCGAGGCCGGCCCCCUGCGCAUUCGCGUGCGCCGGAGCAGGCGGCGACGCCGGGGCAUGCCGGCCGACGCGGCAUCGGAGUUCAAUAAGUUGAUGCAAACAGGCCACACGGCAAUGACUACAAAGACAGCGGGUGCUUUCGGUCAAGGAAGCGCCCCAACGGUCUCGAUUGGCAUCAGUGGCAAUGGGCACCCUUCCGUCGUUGUGCCGAUGCUGCGAGGCUCCCUCGGCACUGACGCAGUGGCCACGUCGUGCCGCUUGCUGUUCGCGUCGGGUCGCCCUGUGGAGCCUCACUCGCCGCCCCCCGUGCAGCUCGAGGUCGGCGUCGAUGGCGAGGGCGACCGCGAGUUCGAGGGGCUGGGCGAUCAAGCCAGCCACGGCGGCGCGUCGGCCGCGGAGGAGGAGGGGCCGCCGCUGGCGAGCGUGGCCAACGACGGCGCGGGAGACGCCGCGAGGGCGCCGGCGGCGGCGGCUGCGGCCGAGGGGGGCGGCGCGGACGCAGACGCCCAUUUCCUGGUGCCAGGCGACCCGGAGGUCCCCUCCAUGGAUGAGGGGUACGGCGAGGACCAGAGAUGGCGCUUGCGCGGGGUGGGGUCGGCGUGGGCAAGGGCAAGGGGGCUUCGAGCCAGGGUGGAAGGGGCCUCGCCCAGCUUGAAAAAGCUUCCAUGGACUCGGAAGGGGUGUGAAAGGGAUGGGAACUGCGCGUCGUUGAUAGGCUUCCCUCAGGACGGCGCCAUGCAGGAGCACGGCGACGUGUUCCUCACCGACAGGGAGAUUAUGAAGAGAACAAUUUUGCGAGGAGAACCCAUUGUCUUCUGUUCGGAUGUGCGUGGCUCCAUCCGGAAGACCCUGCCGAGCCAGGAGCCAGGCGUUCGCGGGAGAACAGUCGCCCUCCGGCAGCACCAUUGGAAGGCGGUCAUGCAGGCGGGCCUCAGCCAGUAUCACUUUGGCACGUACGACGACGGCUCGAGCGCGGAGGACCAGCCGGGCGUCCCGCGGAUCCAUUUGAAGCUGCCGCCGACCGACCGCCGCGACCUCCACCUGCCAUUCCACAACCGCCUGAUGAAGCUGCGCGGCGUUUCCUCGCAGGCGUACACGAGUGCGAUUGGGGCAAAGGAGACCAG